Messenger RNA from Cryptotermes secundus, 1921 nucleotides. Its product is annotated as repetitive proline-rich cell wall protein 2. NCBI's taxonomy places the organism in Eukaryota, Metazoa, Arthropoda, Insecta, Blattodea, Kalotermitidae. The transcript has 2 exons. The record is from RefSeq and is a predicted model, not a curated record. Bases 31 to 1290 code for a protein of 419 amino acids.
GUGGGUUCCAGCACCUUUUCACAUUUUACCAUGAAGAUCACAACUGUGAUCUUCCUCCUGGCUUUGGCCAUUCUGGCAACGGCCGAAGACACAAAACAGGAAAGCAAAAAACCGGAAGAAAAAGAGGAGGCAAUAAACGAGAAGGAAGAGAAAAAGGACGAUCAGCAAAAAACAGAAGAAUCUAAACAAACAGAACAAAAACAGGAAAUCGAACAAGGUGACAGGAAGCAGGAGAAGCGAGGUCUUAUCCAUGACUUUGGGUACGGUGUAGGUUUUGGCCACGGGCUGGACAGUGGCUUUUUCGGUGGUCAUGGCCACACCGUACACCACGAGCCCAUCAAGACGGUGACCUUGACCGAAAAAGUGCCAGUACCUCAUCCUUACCCAGUGCACAUACCAGUAGAGAAACACGUUCCAUAUCCAGUAGAGAAACCAGUUCCAUACCCUGUUAAGGUCCCUGUUGAUCGUCCCUAUCCAGUCCCUGUAACCGUUCAUAAGCCUGUCCCCUACACAGUACACAAACCUGUGCCCUACACAGUCAAGGUCCCAGUCGACAAGCCGUACCCUGUUCACGUUACCGUUGAGAAGAAAGUUCCAUACCCAGUCGAAGUGAAAGUCCCUGUGCCCCAGCCUUACACCGUCCACGUACCAAAACCUUACACUGUAGUCGUCGAGAAGAAGGUUCCAGCCCCGUACCCAGUUGAAGUCAAAGUCCCUGUUCCUCAACCCUACCCUGUCCACAUCAAAGUUCCAGUACCCGUACAGGUAGAUCGCCCUGUUCCUGUAGAAGUUAAAGUUCCAUUCGAUAGGCCAAUUCCAGUACAUGUAGAGAAGCCUUACCCAGUUCCUGUAGAAAAGAAAGUACCAUAUCCGGUUGAGAAACCGGUACCUUAUCCCGUGAAGGUCCCAUAUGACAGGCCUAUUCCUGUGCCCGUAGAGAAACCAUACCCCGUCCCUGUAGAGAAAAAAGUACCAGUCCCUGUAGAGAAGAUUGUACCUUAUCCUGUAGAGAGGCCAGUUCCUUACCCUGUAAAAGUCCCAUAUGACAGGCCUGUACCAGUGCACGUAGUUAAACCAUAUCCAGUACCUGUAGAGAAGGAAGUGCCGUAUCCUGUAGAGAAGCCGGUUCCAUAUCCAGUGAAAGUCCCUGUAGAGAAACCGGUGCCAUACCCUGUAGAGAAGCCUGUACCUUACCCAGUUAAGGUACCCGUAGCAAUACCGGUGCAUCACGACCACGGAGGACUGGAGUAUGGCGGACUUGAGUAUGGAGGAUUUGGACAUCACGAGUAAAAGCUAUCAGAAAAUAAGCACCGAGUUAUUACACUGCAGUUUUACCAUCUAUGUGCUGAAUAUGUCGUCAAAGAACUGUCUUGUUUAUAUAUUUCCAUCAUAAUUUAUAACUUCAAUUGUUUGAGCAUUGCAAAUGCAUAGUCGGAAAAACUGUGAGACUUUUUUAUGGGGAGGGUUAUAAUAAUCUGUCAGUCAUUAAAGACGUCACGGCAGAAGAGUUCAUCCUCAAAGUAAUUUAUCGCAAACGUUGAAAGAAAAUGAUUAAAAAUAUAAAAUUAUGGACACACCCAAUAAAUCAUUAUGGAAAAUUGCUCAAACAAAUAACCAAAGACCAACAUCAAAGAUUUUGUUCUAUUUUCCUCCUCAUUCCAUUUAAAACGUUCGUGAACUUUGCAAUUUUCUUGCAUACGCGUGUACACAUAAACGAAUUUACCUCACAAUUGAAAAGAAGAGUCUAAAGGGCUAUACGACCACUGAACAGGGUGACAGAAUAAAAUGAAACUGUCUUUAAGAUCGCAAUUAAAUUGUUGUUUGCAGGGUGCAUGACCCAUAAUAACAUCAGUUGUUUCCUGUAUUACCCAAAUUGCCUUCUCCGGUUACGCUUGAUACUGUUAAGUUUAUGUAUAUUAAA